UGACCUGAAGGCAGCACCAGCCCUCAUAACUCUCCUCUUCAGCACCGGGAGCAGAGGGCCAGCCCGCAGAGCUCUUCCGGAGGCGGAUAAUCCCCUCAUCUCUAAUCGCAGUUCGAGAAGGGAUUUGCUAUAACUCACCUACAGGAAGACACCUUCCGGAAGCUCAUGCAAGUUACGACUGAAAGAGAAGCCUGGACCUACGCACAAAUGGAUUUUUGCGUCUCACCUUGCGCGUUUUGGUGUAUAUAGAUAUCUGAUGAGUGUAUAAUGUAGCAGCUGCUGCUUGGGGGGGAAAAAAAACAAACUAUUGAAGCCUCUGCUACCCAUAUAAAUAUUAAUCAUUUCGGCAGCAUGUUUGUGACGCACAGUCUUGCUUUAACUUUUAUUGCGGCGGCUCUCUGUCUGAUCAGUGGCGAACCGCCGAAUUCUUCAUCUGCGACGCAGAAUUCAACAUCCACGUCCAUCAUCCUCGGUCACGAUGAACUGACGAGUAAAAACGACACGCACGGUGCCGUGGGAUCCCGGAUCUCACCUCUGAUGACUUACCUGCCAACUCUGAAAAACGUCGUUAUUUUCAUCUGUGUGUUGACAGCUGUCCUCAUCACAUGCCUGGUCAUCAAAGUGAUAAGGUCUGGCCGAAAAAUCAGGAAAACGAGAAAGUACGACAUCAUUACCACCCCGGCGGAGCGGGUGGAGAUGGCCCCUCUGAACGAGGAGAAUGACGACGAAGAUGACUCGACCCUCUUUGAUGUCAAAUACAGGUGAAUCCCACGUCGGACAACUGUUGUUUUGGUAACUCCUUUUUUUUUUUUUUCCUCCACCUCAACUAAACUUCAGCGAUUUUGCCAUCCAAGUGUCGUCACGCCAGCGAUUUACUCGUGUUUUACCUGCGUUGGAAAUGAACAGAUGUCAUUUGUCUGCUGUCGUGCAAGGAUUCUAUCGCACUAUCUCGAUAACUUGCUCAGUGUUUCUAAAAUAAGACACGUCACAUAUCCACCAAACUUUAGGUGGUCUGGAGAAACAAAAUUCUUAAUUUAGAAUUAAAUCCUUGGACGUUCUUUUUAAAACCUGAACUACGAUAUGUUAAACUAUAGGUGGAGGCCGAAGGAACCAACGUUUUUCAGCAUGGCUUACUGUAACUGGAGGAAAAGUUUAUUAAUUAUCAGUGAACGUUUUAAAAAGAUCAGAAGCACAAAAUAUAAGGCAGGAUAGUUGUUUUGUCUAUAAACCUCAUACGAAUCUUGUGAGUUUUAGUAUCACAUUUAUUUAUACCAACUAACCACUUUAUUGUGCAUAUUUACUGUUAAAAGCUUACUAACUUUUCUGCCUGCAGUGUUUGUGUUGUUUCAGAUUCAGUUUUAUUUUGCUGCUAUGAAGCUGAUGUCUGUCAGUGUUGUCAAUACUCUCAGGAUGUCUCUUUAAAUCUGUUUGCUAUAAAUGUGAAUGGAGUACGAUGUCAUUAAGCGUGCGGGAAAAGCAGCAGGUUCAGCGAUUAAACACCAUGACAACAUGUCACCAGUGUUACAGAGCCAAAACAAGAUGAAGUUUUCUUUAGGAUCCUAAAAUCUGUCAUGUUUAGUAUAAGAUUGCAAAAAAGGUUCUCUCCGCUCCUGUUAAGAGUGCAAAAAAAAAAAGCCUGAAAAUGACUGGAUCAAGUGCUGCAGCAGCAUAAUAAUCACUUUAGAAAAUAAAAAUCCCCUCAAACUAAAAUUCUUCAGUUUGAGUAUACUUUAAUAAUUUAGGAAAAAAAAAAAAAAAAAACGUUAAAUGUACUGAGAGUAAAAUUCACAGCACUACAGAGUAGCUAUGGAUCUCCCUUGCAGAAUUUCACAAAAUUAAAAAAACUGCUAAUUCUUCUUUAUGUAUUUGGGUCAGAGACAUCACACAAGGCACACGAUUAAAGCCAAUCAGCUGGCGCCCCUUUUUUUUUUAAAAAAAAAUGGGUCUUGUGCCAUAUGUGACUUAAAAUCAAUCAGAGUGGAACUUUUAAUUGGUUAUCAGAAACGUUAAGCUUCAGUUGGGUGUAAAUAUGAUGGAACAUGGGUUUAAUUUUCCUCAUGACGAGAUUUUCAUAAGUGGACAAAUUCCUACAUGAUGUUUUAUUUUUUUCCCCCUCAAUGGGUUCGAGAUUAUGCUACUGCAAGAAAAUAUGACUUUGUUUUAAGGCUUCACUGAUAAUUAUAAAGGGCGCUGCAAAUAUCUGGUCAAAAAUGAAGUGUCUCCCUCGUUUGUUAGCUAUUACUUGAGUUUAAUGCGAUGGGUUUGUUGUCGUCCAUAAUUAAUGUGCUGUUCGAUCAGUUACAGCUUACAGAAACACAAACCAGCUGAAGCUGCUAGCUACACUUGCUUAUAAAAUUUCCAUUUGUCCAAAAUGUUUUUAGAAACAAAAAUACACCUUUAACAAGUAACCUCCUCGAGCUAAAAUCAUUGUAUAAGUUUAAUCCAAAUGUGCAAAAUCCACCAAAAGUCUUUCUCCUCUUUGCACAAUAUUCAACGAGACUGACUCUGGAUAAGUUUCUACAGCUGAUGUGAGUGUAGGUGACCUUCUGUAUUAUUUCAAGCUGUUACUUGAUAGCACACCACUCAGCCACCAACAUUUCACGUCUAACAUAACUGCACCACUUCAGAAUUUUGGUCUAAUACAAAGAACACCAGAGCCAGCCUUUGGCAAUCGAGACUCAGCUUAGCUGCUCCCAAACCAGUAGGGGGCCCUCUAAAGUGAAAAUUGAUCUCAAAACUAGAUUUUCAAUAUCCAAUAUGGCUGCCAUGCAUAUGAGAUAUAGUAAAAAUUGCAGGUAUAAACUGUUUGGUUGGAGGGUACAACUUCUAAUUGCCAACAUAUAGUUAGUGUUUGAAUGCUUCGAAUGGAGAUUUAUGCUGGUAAUAGAAGCUACAGGAUCACAACUGGUUUCCCACUGCUCUUUCAGUUGGCAACAACAAAGCCCUCAACUUGACUUUGACAUAAAUCCUAGAUCUAAGCAAAUGUUUUAUUUGGAUGAAGCCUUGGUUUAAAUGCUAAAACCUUUUGAGAGUUUGAAAAAAAAAAAGAGCUUAUUUUUGAAGUUACAUUUCUUCAGGAUUGAAAUAAUUACAUAAAGAAAAAUAGUAGUUUGAUAAUUAUCUUAAGUCAAAGUUUAAUGUUGCUGUUCCUUCUUCCACAAUUUAUUUAGUUAAAUAAAGUGAACUGGAAUGAGGAGCCUAAAUCAAAUUCUGCUUAGACCAGCUCUAAUCUUAUUUAUUUUCCCUUCAAGAAAAUUGUUGACAUGUUCAGAGAAAAUUUAAUCAGUCUUAAUCCGCAUAGGACCAAAAAUGUAUGCAGAACUAUGCUGAAUGUCUUCUUUAGUCUAUCUUUUGUAAACUGCAUAUUAUCAUUUCUUGUUUUCCAACAAAGUGCAUGACCACUUCAUAUGUUGGCAUUUUUUUUUUUUUUUUAGUUUUUAAUCAUGCUCUUCUCCUCUAUGACCAGAAAUCUGGCAAAAAUCUAAAUUUCUCUCAGGCUUGUACCACUGCUAUUGUCACAUAGUCUUUUCUUUUUCAUAUAUAUCAUGUGUGUAAAACUGUGGACAAAUUCUCCUCAUGCAGAGAUCUUAAUUAUAGACAUUUAUUAGUUUUGAGUCAUCUGCUACACAAAGUUACUCUUGUUAAAACAAAUCAGUUGUGGCUGUGAAGACUUAAAAAAAAAGCUGUUUAAAUAGUUUUAUAAGUUUCUGGAAAACAAGUUUGACACAGAUGUUGUGUGUAAAACGGUCGGUUUCCUCAGUUUCCAUGUCUUUACAACACUACUGGAAUAAAACCUUUUUUGAAGUGUUGACUCUUUAAAGGGAGAGAGGCUCAAAUA
This is a messenger RNA of Poecilia latipinna (sailfin molly), 3838 nucleotides long. RefSeq names its product family with sequence similarity 174 member B (gene fam174b). Bases 352 to 765 code for a protein of 137 amino acids. The record is from RefSeq and is a predicted model, not a curated record. The transcript has 3 exons. NCBI's taxonomy places the organism in Eukaryota, Metazoa, Chordata, Actinopteri, Cyprinodontiformes, Poeciliidae.